Ictidomys tridecemlineatus (thirteen-lined ground squirrel) is the source of this 1100-nucleotide messenger RNA. NCBI's taxonomy places the organism in Eukaryota, Metazoa, Chordata, Mammalia, Rodentia, Sciuridae. The record is from RefSeq and is a predicted model, not a curated record.
AUGCUGACCCUGGAGCCCGCGCACAGGCCCACGCUGCAGCAGAUCCUGGGGCACCCGUGGCUGAGCCAGGAUGGGGAACGCUGCCCGAGUCCUCCCGCCGAGCUGCUCCCCAAGCGCCCGGACACCUCCAUCCUGCUGGCCAUGCUGGACCUGGGCUACGGGCUGCAGGAGACCUGGGUGUCGGUGGCGACGCGCCAGUUCAACCAGGCCAUGGCCACCUACCUCCUGCUGGGCCACCAGAAAACCCGGGGGGCGGGCUGCCAGGUGCGGCUGCAGAUACCCGGGCGGCCACAGGUGGGCCCUUGCCCGUCCCUGUCCAUCCCCUCCAGCUUGACUCUGGGCCCAAGGUGGGGUGUCAGCGGGCCGGCCAUUCGCUCCUGGCCCCUCUGGGCCUGUGAGCAGCAGCAGCAGCAGCAGCAGCAGCAGCAGCAGCCUGAGGAGCUCAAGCCUUCAGGGCAGGUGGGCAGCAGGAGAGCCAGCCUGCCCGCCAUCAUGCUGUGCUGCCUGUCGGCCAGCGUCCCUACUGCAGGCCCCACGGCCCCUCUGCCCGGGUCCUCCAACUCCACCGAGCAACCCCCUGCUGGCACCAGGACCCCUGGCCUGGCCCGUGACACCGCCAGGGGAUGGAGGGGAGUGUUCCGGAGGAUGGCCACCGGUCUGGCGAGGCUGUGCUGCUGCGGGCAGGACCCCAGGACCGGCUCCGGACGCUCCAACAGAGUGGCUCCCGCAGCUGGAGGGCCAGCGCCACCACCACCAGCACCCAGGGACCCCCCGGGACCUGCCCCCACCAGAGGGCAGGCCCUCAGAAGACUCUUCAAAAACAGAGUGGCUCCCGCAGCUGGAGCGCCAGCGCCACCAGCACCAGCACCAGCACCCAGGGACCCCCCGGGACCUGCCCCCACCAGAGGGCAGGCCCUCAGAAGAUUCUUCAAAAACAGAGUGGCUCCCCGGCCAGCGCCCAGCUGAGACGCCCACGGAGCCGACCAGGUGGCCCGGGUUCUCCCUCACGAGGGCCAGCCGCUGGAGCGAGGAGUACAACCUGCCCUGGCCGCCGCCGCCUCCCGGACCCCUCAGGCAGGAGGACACCCGAAGACACCCGG